AUGGAUGACUCGAAGAAAAGCGCCGUGGAACACCGCGAAAUUGUCGACAGCUACACCAAGCCGAAGGAAGUCUCAGAUGUGACGGGCACGGUCAGGUUGGCAGAGGAGUCUGCAACGUGCCUAAUUCCAACACCGAAUCCGUUGAACCUGUCUCCAUGGCGCAAGUUCAUCUUCGUCAUGCUGGUCUCCGUCUUCUCCUCCAUCGGCUUAUCUAUGGUAUCCGGAUUUGGCGGCUUGCUCAGCUUCUACAUCCCUGGCUACUCUGCUGCCGGUGCCGACUAUGCAGACAUUACCGCUCUGAUGACUUACCCUUCAAUGUUCAUGGGGAUUGGAAACAUCAUCUCUGUCCCUAUCGCUCUGGCGAUUGGUCGACGUCCUGUUUUCAUGUUCUCCACCCUUUUGCUCAUCUUCUCAGCUGUGUUGUGUGCGUUUGCGAAGGAUUAUACCUGGCACUUCUCAGCACGGCUCGUUCUCGGGCUGGCGGCCGGUCAAAGUGAGGCGCUCGUUCCUCUUAUGGUCCAGGAAAUCCACUUUCUUCACGAGAGAAGUCACACGCUGAUGCUGCAGUCGGCAACUCAAACCAUCCUCAGCGCUGUCCUCGUUCUCUGCGCAUCGCCUAUUGCUGGUGCCAUAACUCCGCGAUACUGGUACAUCCUGGGGGCAGGAGUGACAGUGCUCCAGUUCAUCCUGUCGAUAUUCUUCGUUCCGGAGACGAGGUACGAGCGGCCUCUCAGCGCCUACCAAGCAAAUGAUAUGGUGCAAUGGACAUCGGCAAGUGGAGAUGGAUCAGGAGAAGUGCUCGCUCCAGUCACAACAUCGACACGGCCUCCGCUCGACCUGAUCAACCAUCAACCCCGUACUGUACUUUCUGAUAUGCGGCUCUUCGUCGGGCCUGCAGAUUGGAAGCAGGCGUACUACACGCUGAAGGCGAUGGUGCAAGUGCUCUUCUUCCCGAACGUCUUCUGGGCCUUUUGCCUCAACGGGUUGACGAUCGGAGUCAACAUCGCCAUCGGAACGACGUACGCAGCAGUGAUCGAAGCGCCGCCAUACAACUGGUCAUCGUCGGCGGCAUCGUACGUCAACGCGGGGCAGAUCGUGACGGCGCUGGUGGCACUUCCAGCGCUGGGCACGGGAUCGGACAAGAUAAUCAAGUGGCGGGCGCGGCGUAACGGCGGCAUCCAUGAGCCAGAGAACCGGCUGCUUCCGCUGGUGGUGCCCGUGUGCGUGGGGGUGCUCGCGGCCACCAUCUACGGCGAGGCGUGCCAGCACCCGGACCGCUACCACUGGUUCGCCCUCGUCUUCGCCAACGCCGCCUACUACUUCUGCUUCGUCGGCGCCAACAUUGCUGCCAUCACGUACCUGCUCGACUCAUACCCGGCAAGGGGAGGCCCGCUGCUGGUCGUCAUUUGCGCGUUGCGCGGCUUCGUUAGCUUCGGGACGAGCUACGGCGUAGCCAAGUUCAUUGAGACGGAUGGGUAUGACGGCUCGUUCGGGACAUACGCCGGGUUGACGGCCGUGUUUGGCGUGCUGGGCAUCGUUGUUUUCUUCACGGGCAAGCGUAUUCGGGCGUUUACUGGUAAAUGGGCGCAGGCUGCCGACCCCACGAAGCCGACCAUGUGUCAUUGA
Molecule: messenger RNA, 1626 nt
Organism: Lasiodiplodia theobromae
Lineage: Eukaryota; Fungi; Ascomycota; Dothideomycetes; Botryosphaeriales; Botryosphaeriaceae
Product: MFS transporter
Exons: 5
Coding region: 1-1626 (541 amino acids)
Biological process (GO): transmembrane transport
Molecular function (GO): transmembrane transporter activity
Source: RefSeq, a predicted model, not a curated record